AUGACAGGGUCAGAUGAAGAAUUUGAAAUUGGUGAUAUACUUGAAAUAAAAAAAAAGAAAAAUGGUUUUAUUUAUUUAGUAAAAUGGAAAGGAUAUUCAGAUGAUGAGAAUACUUGGGAACCCGAAAGUAAUUUAAUACAUUUGACAACAUUUAAGAAGAAGAUGGAAAGUUUAAAAACAAAUUAUUUAUCUAAAGCUAAUGAGACAAAUGGUGAUGGGAAAAUUGUGAAAAAUAAUAUAUUACCACCAACACAAGAAGAAGAUAGUAUUAAAUCAAAAGGUAGAAAUUCCUUAGCACCUAGACGAAAAAUGAGUAGAAAAAGUUUGACUAACAAACUAGAAAAUAAAAAGAACUUAUCUUUAUCAGACAAUUCUUUAAAAAAAAGUGAUGAAGAAGAUAAUGAAUCUGUAAAACAUGAGAAUCACGUUAAUGAUGGAAAUUUAUUAAAUGUUGAAGAUGUUUAUAGUGUUCGUAUUAAAAAUAAAAAAUUGGAGUUUUUGGCUAGCUUGAAAAAUGAAUCUCCACAAUGGGUUGAAGAAACAAAUAUUAGAAGAACUGGACAUUUAAAUAUUAAAGUUAAUGAUUUUAAAAGAUAUGUAAGAAGAAAAAAAAGUUCUAGAGGUAAUAGAAUAGUUAUCAAAAAUCUACACAACGUUGGUGAUGAAUUAUAUAUUUCGGUUAUUCAUAAUAUAAAUAAUAAAGAAAUUCAUAGUUUAUAUCCUUCUAAAGUUAUUGAAUAUAUUUAUCCACAGGAACUCUUAAAUUUUUUAUUAUCAAGACUAAGAUACCGUACAGCUUAA
Messenger RNA from Plasmodium adleri (nom. inval.), 801 nucleotides. Its product is annotated as heterochromatin protein 1. Bases 1 to 801 code for a protein of 266 amino acids. The record is from RefSeq and is a predicted model, not a curated record. Gene Ontology annotation, molecular function: chromatin binding. The transcript has a single exon. Gene Ontology annotation, cellular component: pericentric heterochromatin. Gene Ontology annotation, biological process: chromatin organization; negative regulation of transcription by RNA polymerase II. NCBI's taxonomy places the organism in Eukaryota, Apicomplexa, Aconoidasida, Haemosporida, Plasmodiidae.